UGGGCAGGUGAACUAUUCUUGACACCAUGAACUACUAUGAGGCACUCGAUGUACCGUCAACCGCUUCAGCAGAUGUGAUCAACGAUCAAUACCAGAUUUUGGCGAAUAAAUGGCACCCGGACAAAAACAGGGGGAACACGGCUGCUGCAGAGAGAUUCAAACUGAUCGGUGAAGCAUACCAAUCGUUAACGGGUUAGCGCCGUUGGGCAUGCUAUCCACUGUGCCAAGAUACUCAUACAAAGGAAUGAUUUUCAGAUCCAGCGAAACGUUCUGCGUAU
Molecule: messenger RNA, 278 nt
Organism: Cantharellus anzutake
Lineage: Eukaryota; Fungi; Basidiomycota; Agaricomycetes; Cantharellales; Hydnaceae
Product: DnaJ domain-containing protein
Exons: 3
Coding region: 27-197 (56 amino acids)
Cellular component (GO): cytoplasm
Source: RefSeq, a predicted model, not a curated record